Molecule: messenger RNA, 708 nt
Organism: Colletotrichum navitas
Lineage: Eukaryota; Fungi; Ascomycota; Sordariomycetes; Glomerellales; Glomerellaceae
Exons: 3
Coding region: 1-708 (235 amino acids)
Source: RefSeq, a predicted model, not a curated record
AUGACCUCGAAGAUGUCCGGAACCAGGUCUCUCGCCCCUCCACUCGUCACCAUGCGGCAGCGGGAUAUUCAUGCCUGGGUCUACAAACCCUUGCGUACCACCCGAUGGACGAUCACCGCUUUCAUCUUUAUCCUGCUUGUGUUCAUCGGCGUUCCCUUCGGCUGUACACUGGCGUUCCUUUCUACUCAGCGAAGUCUGCCUGUUGCGUGGGCCAUCCUGGUGGCCUUUAGCGCCACUCUCCUGGCGCUGUUAAGCCUCCUAUGGACGUUGAGAUGGUGGCAUCAGACUCGUCCUCUUCUGCCUAAGUUUCCCAUCAACCAAAAUGGGUGUUGUUCGGAUGUCCCCGAUUCCGAUCUCCCGGGUGCUCUCGAAAGUAAUGCCGCAGACACACCCGCCAAGAACCGAUUCUUCACCACCUGGAUCUCGUACCAGAUCGUCCGCGUGGCGGAUAUGGUUUUCGGACACGGGGUGCCUCCUCAUUUGAUUUCCUGCACACCUUUCGACGAGCUCGCCGUCGACCAGCAAAGCGGCUCCAAUGUCUAUGCCGGGACGUCACUCGGAGAGUUUACAACAGCCAUGAUACCUCACCGACCACACACUCUCGCCCCGACACAAGAGCGCGGAAGGACUGGGACGAGCAACGUCGACACAACGAUGUUAACCACGUUCCCCUCAAUCGCCAACAGGGCACCAUACGCAGACACCUAG